GGCGCGAGAUCGUCCGAGAAGACCGAUGUACUCCCUGGCAACAUGACAACCGCCUCCACCUCCUCCCCAGAUCCAGUCUACUUCUGGCGCGAAACAGAGCCCACAACAGGAUACCUCUCGCAAUGGUAUCCCUGUGCCUUCUCCGACGAGACCAAUCCGUCCAUCAUCUACCCAACCGCUGAGCAGGAAACAAUCAUUAAAAACAAUAAAGCUACAUGAUGUACCAAAAAGCCCUGCUCUUCAACGACCGGACCGUCGCCGCGCAGAUCCUGUCCGCCUCGCAUCCCAGGCAGGUCAAGGCCCUGGGACGCAAAGUCUCCAACUUCUCGGACGACGUCUGGCACGCCCACCGUGAGGAGAUUGUGCGGCGCGGGAACAUGCUCAAGUUCACCCGGCCCGUGGACGAGAAGGACGGGAAGUGGGAAGUUGUUGCUGCCGGCGCCCAGGACGGUACUACAGGUAGUAAGAACUUGAGAGAGCUGCUGCUUGCUACCGGAGACAGAGAAAUUGUCGAGGCGAGCCCCAUGGACAGGAUCUGGGGGAUCGGGUUUGGUGCUGCCAACGCUGGCAAGGUCGGGAGGGAGAGAUGGGGGUUGAACUUGCUGGGCCGGGCGCUGAUGGCCGUCAGAGAGGAGUUGAGGGGACGGGAGGGAGGAGAGGGGAAGGGGGAAGCGAGUGUUGAUGGGGUCGAGAAGGAAAAGACUGUGUUGGAGAAGGUUGAUGAGUGAUACGAAGAAUGCGAGUUUCUCGAGCCGUUUCGCGCACUAAGCGGUAGGAGAAACCAUCUUCUGAUAACUCCAGAAAGGAUCUCUUCUCGUUGUUUAGUUCAGACUUCAGAGCAUACAGAAGAACUCAAUAUUCGAGAGGACGACCGACCCAGUAUGGACGGGUAAUGUUUUGAGAUUCUCCUACCAAUCCCAACACCGCUGUCGGGUUUCGAGAUUGCCUCCCUUUCCAUGCCGCCAUAGCUAUACAAACAGGCCUUUUCC
This is a messenger RNA of Canariomyces notabilis, 989 nucleotides long. Its product is annotated as DUF1768-domain-containing protein. Lineage: Eukaryota; Fungi; Ascomycota; Sordariomycetes; Sordariales; Chaetomiaceae. The transcript has 2 exons. The record is from RefSeq and is a predicted model, not a curated record. Bases 216 to 728 code for a protein of 170 amino acids.